Messenger RNA from Ectocarpus siliculosus, 1380 nucleotides. NCBI's taxonomy places the organism in Eukaryota, Phaeophyceae, Ectocarpales, Ectocarpaceae. The record is from the annotation of a GenBank genome assembly.
AUGGUGAAGGAUUGCGUGGUGACCCCUUGCGGACACAGCUUCUGCCGCUCGUGCGCGGGGGACGCCGUGACCCGCAAGCACUGCUGCCCCGUGUGCCAGGUCGGGGUGAUAGGGGGCGAGGCCGGCCUGAUCCGCAACUUUCUGGUGGACGAGGUUACCAGCACCCUGCGCAGGGCCACGGAGGACACGGACGUGGCCUACAUGCGCCUGCUGUUCGAUACCGCAGCCGGCGGCACGGCUGGGGCUGGUGCUGCUCAGGGGAAGGGAAAAGACGACGAUCGUGAUCAUCCGCAUGUGGGAUCCGACGACGCCCGCUUUCCUAUCGGGUUUCCUCCGAAACCUCCAUUUUCGGCGGGAAAUUUCCGCGGGGAAACACAGCCCGUCGAGCAAAAUCAACCUCCUCUACCACGGGGGGUGCCGCCCUCUCCGGCGGGCUUGUCUCCCGUCGAAGAAGUUCUCGUCAGACGAAUGCGAGAGGCGUUUCUUGGGUAUCAGUCGUACUACGCCCGCGAACGCGCGGCGCAUGCGGCUGAGGUUAGCGACCUUACGGCGCAGCUGUCCGCCGUGCGACGGGAAGAGACGACGCCGUGCCAGGGGCAGGCGGAAACACGUGCGCGUAGGGCGGCUGCGUUGCAAGGAGCCAUCCAAGAGAGCGAGGCGAGGUUCAACGCCGGGAUGGAGGCGUUGCUGCGGGACUUCGACGCACACGCCGCGGCCGCUCUGCCGCCGCCCAGCCUCUUGCCUUGCACGGUGACGUUGAUCGUGGCCUCGAGGGGCGUUCGGUUCGACACGCAGCUGCUCCCCACGCACUUUCCGGAAAACAUCUACGGCAAGGUGCGCGCACAUUACGCUGCUUCCGGAGACGAGGUCCGAGGCUUUGGUUCGACCACGCGUCUCUACUUGCAGCCCUUGUCUGCAACAAGGAGGGCUGGUACAGGAGUUGGUGCCGCUGCCGCCGGCGGUAACGGCGAUGGUAGUAAUAGCGCUGCUGUGGCCGCGGAAGGACAGGUUCAUCCGCUCAGUGACGCUACGCAGACCGUGUUCUCUCAGAGCCCGGGGGGGCGAGUCGGGGCGGGUUGGGCGCUGGUUGUGGAUGGACCGGUGCUGCUGAAGAGCGAGGAGAUUAAACCGUGCUUCGCCGUGGAGUUUGCUCAGCAGCAGCAGCAGCAGCAACAAGAGCAACGGGUGGACUAUUUUUCCUGCGGGGCGUGCAAGCUCAACUGGCUUUGCGCCUCCUGUGCGGCGCACUGUCACGGCGGUUGCGGCGACGUGAAGCCGUUCAUGCUGAACCACCUGCCUAACUGGGCAUGCUGCUACUGCAGCAAGAAGAGGUCGAAGCUCGAGUGUAAGCUGGCCGCGGUCGGAGGGAAAGCAAAUUGA